This is a messenger RNA of Octopus bimaculoides (California two-spot octopus), 494 nucleotides long. Its product is annotated as adipocyte plasma membrane-associated protein Hemomucin-like. NCBI's taxonomy places the organism in Eukaryota, Metazoa, Mollusca, Cephalopoda, Octopoda, Octopodidae. The record is from RefSeq and is a predicted model, not a curated record.
UAAACACGCCCGACCCCACACCAACAGCAUCGUCCAGUUACACAUCAGAAAACAUACCCACUCACAAGUCAACAGAAAAACAUAGUCGCAAACCAACAACAUAUAGUCAUACUCCCACAACAACACACAGACACACAAUAAAAACAGUUGCAACACAAUCUGAUAUAGCAAUACCUACAACGCAACCUGACGUAACAACUACAAGACAUGACACAACAAAUAAACCAAACACUGACAUAACAACAUCCACAAUACAACCUGACAUAAAAGCUACUACACAACUUGACACAGCAACUGAUACAACAGAAGCGACAGCACAAUCUGUCUUAACGACAGCUGCAACACAUCAUCACAUGACAGCUAUAACGAAACCUGCUACAGCAAUAGCUGCUUCAAAACGUGACAUAACAGCUACACCACCACCUGACUCAGCAACAGUUACAUCACAAACUGACCUUACAGCGGAUACAACACAGCCUGUUACAACAACUACA